Molecule: messenger RNA, 3411 nt
Organism: Sphenostylis stenocarpa
Lineage: Eukaryota; Viridiplantae; Streptophyta; Magnoliopsida; Fabales; Fabaceae
Source: the annotation of a GenBank genome assembly
AUGGCGAGGAAGCGCAACAAGCCAUCGGUUCCCGGCGUUUUGUGGCGCAUGUUCCGCCACCGAGCGCGAACCCUCUCAGACACCAUCACGUCCUUGCUCCCUCCUCCGCCGCAGCUUUGCCGCUGCGACGGACGCCGUUGCCUUGGCUGCACCCUCGACGCCAAGUCUUUUCUCCUCCGACCCGACGAUCCCUCCGAUUACCGCAAACUCCUCACGCAGUGCUACAUCGUCGUUUCGGAAAACGCACCUUCGCUCCCGUUCUUCGUCCCUCUCUCCGGCUUGCCCCAAGAUCAGGUUACUGAUACUCGGAUAUCUAAUUCCAUCCUCAAGAUGUGCUUUCCCCCCGUGUUGGGGACCAUUGAGCAGAUGCUGCAUCGUAGGGAACCAGCAGUUUCCAAUGUGUUGUGCUCUGGUUAUGAUAGGAGUAAAUGUUCAAGCCUUACUGUAGAGCUUUUAUCCUGUGCACCUUGGUGUCUUCUGUUAAGCAGGGUUGGAAAUGAUUUUAUGAUUUACCUACUAGCAAAUACAUCAAUAUUCUUGCCAGCUCCCCAUGGAAAACACCACCAGGUGGGAGGUCCUCCUAUUAGUUGUCUAUGUUUUGAUAUGCUCAAGGGUUCGCGGAAGUUUGGCUAUCAAACAUAUGGUGAACAGAAGAGGAAAAGAGCUGAUGCUGAUGACCUACCAGUAGAGAAACGAAAGUGCCAUGCCUCUUACCGUACCAAUGAUCCUCUGGGCUUUUCAGGUAGCCUUGGCAAAACUGAUAAGUCUUCAAUGCAACGGAUCAGGCAUCAUGGGAGCAGGAAUUCUGAUGUCAGUGUCUCUGAAUCUCCCACGUCAACUACAACUAGGAAGUUGGAGUCUGAAGGGAAACAAGGCUCAAAUUGUAUUACACCUAAGCUUGGAAAGCGUUCCAGGCCAUUUAGCUGGCAACGGCACAGUUGCAAAAUGCAAAAGCAGUUAAAUUUUGAAGAACAUAGUCGACAUGUACAUUUCAAUGUCCUUGGCACGGAUACAGAUAUCCUGCAUGCGAGUUCUCAGCCAAACACCAGCAUCUCAAGUUCUCAUGCAAAGAUGUCAUUGCAAUGUUCUUGCUGUUUAAUCUUGCAAUCUCCUCCAGCUGUUCCUAAGAGGACUGAUAUCAAAAGGAAAUGUAUUUUUUAUAGCCUGGAGUCUUCUGGUUCAGUUCUUCCAAAGAAACGUAUCCACUAUGUUAGAGAUAUGUGCUCAGCCAAUGUCUUGUUUGCACAGCAGGGGCUCAUGUCUCAUUGGUUCUGUAUGCCUGACAAAGAAUCAGAGACAAAUUUGCACAAGAAAUAUGAGGAGUUUGGUACUAAACACUGUGAAAAUACUUUGGAAGCAGUAUAUUCAAAAUCUGAUGCAUUUAAGUCAUACUGCUCAAAAAGUCAAGUUGUAUCUUUCAUAUGGGCUGUUUCUAGGAGUUUACUUCCUUCCGAAUUAUUAGGGCAAAAAGAAUUCAAGAAUUGGAAUGAUGCGGUAUAUGUUGUCAAACGUAAGCUUUUGGAGAAGUGGAUCUUCUGGUAUUUCUCUUGUCUGGUUGUACCUUUGCUGCAAGCAAACUUCUAUGUUACUGAAAGUGAGAAAGGGAAACAAGAUAUUUACUAUUAUCCAAAACCAGUGUGGGAGAAGUUGGCCGCUAACACUAUUUCUUGCUUCAGAGACUGGAGAUACAGUUACCUGGAUGAUGUGGCUGUACAUAAUAUUCUGAGAGAUAGACCGUUUGGGUUUUCAAAGCUUAGGCUUCAACCAAAAGAAAAUGGAGUAAGGAUGGUGGCAAAUCUGAAAGGUUCUUCAACAAUGCCAUUACAUUUGUCCACUGUGGGAAUUCAAAAUGGUAGAACUGAAGGGAAGGUAAAAUACCAGAAAAUCAAGUAUGAACAUUUUCCUUCUGUAAAUUCUGUUCUUCGUGAUGCCCAUACUAUUCUAAAAGGAAUUUUGUUUGAGGAACCUGACAAGCUAGGUUCUUCAGUUUUUGACUAUAAUGAUGUUUACAGAAAACUAUGCCCCUUUUUGGUUGACCAAAAGAAAAAGUCAGGAACUAUGCCGAACUUAUUCAUUGUUACAUCUGAUGUGUUGCAAGCAUUUGAUUCUAUUGAUCAGAACAACCUUCUUGGCAUAGUUAAAAAUAUUCUACUGAAGGAUGAAUAUUUUCUUAAGCAGUAUGAUCAAGUUGUUUGCACAAGGAAGUCUCUGUGGGUUCAAAAGCAACUUACAAUGUUGGAUAAAAGCAAAAAUGAUCACACACGAUUCACUUCAUUUACAUCCUUUCCUUCUCGGCAUGCUGUCUUUGUUAACCAGGAACGAUGGAAGCUUGUCAAAAAGAAAGUUCUGUUUUCCUAUCUUAUGGAGCAUGUAAAGCACAAUGUUUUGCAGUUUGAUGGAAAAUUUUACUUGCAAGAUGUUGGCAUUCCCCAGGGAGGAAUUUUGUCACCCUUGCUUUGCUCCAUAUAUUAUGGACAUUUGGAGAAACAUGUAAUAUUUCCAUUUCUUGAUAAGACUCUUGAAUCAGGCAGCAGCUCCAGGGAGAAUAAUGCUGGCCAAACCAACUGUGAUGAUAGAGUCUCACCUUCCCCGUACAUGCUAAUGCGAUUUAUUGAUGAUUUCCUUUUUAUAUCAACCUCUAAAAAGCAGGCAGAUAGCUUUUUCUCCAGGCUACAAAGAGGAUUUCGUGGUUACAAUUGCUACAUGAAUGGGAAAAAGUUUGGUGCGAACUUUGAUGUAGAACAGAUAUCACGCUCCUCCUUGAACAGGGUUUCUGUGGGUGAAGAUGGUACCACUUCAUUUAUUCCAUGGAGUGGUCUUCUUAUCAAUUGCAACACUAUGGAAAUUCAGGCUGACUACACCAAGUAUUUGGGUAACCAUUUAAGCUCGACACUUACUGUUCGUUGGCAAGGUAAACCAGGCAUUAAUCUUAAGGAGAAGCUGUGUCUCUUUCUAAGACCAAAAUGUCACCCGCUAUUCUUCGAUUCGAAUAUAAAUUCCGCAGCUGUUGUCAGAUUAAAUAUUUAUCAAGUAUUUUUGUUAUGCGCUAUGAAGUUUCAUUGUUAUAUUCGGGAUCUAUCUUUCAUCUGCAAACUUCACAAAAGAUACUGUUCAAACAUUAUUCAGAGAUCGUUGAGAUAUAUGUACCUGCUGAUAAAGAAAAGGAUGUACUCCAUGAGUCUUAAUUCAGAUGUGCAGCCGAUUCUCAAGUUGGAGAAGGAAGAAGUGGAAUGGCUUGGAUUUCAUGCCUACGUACAAGUACUUAAGAGAAAGGAAUCACGUCAUAAGGAGUUGCUAGCUGUUUUGAGGUCAAGGUUGUCAUCACAUAGAAUGUCUGGGAGGGUGUCACCUGAACUUAAAUAUGCGGUUAAUACCAAAAAUUCCUCUUUGCUUUGGGACAUCAAGUAUUAA